Lipotes vexillifer (Yangtze River dolphin) is the source of this 1391-nucleotide messenger RNA. RefSeq names its product exocyst complex component 3 like 2 (gene EXOC3L2). Gene Ontology annotation, molecular function: SNARE binding. Gene Ontology annotation, biological process: exocytosis; exocyst localization. Gene Ontology annotation, cellular component: exocyst. The coding region runs from base 23 to 1243 and encodes 406 amino acids. The record is from RefSeq and is a predicted model, not a curated record. NCBI's taxonomy places the organism in Eukaryota, Metazoa, Chordata, Mammalia, Artiodactyla, Lipotidae. The transcript has 9 exons.
AGAGGUCCUAGGUCUGGUGGACAUGGUCGCCCUGGAAAAUGGGGAGCUGGAGCCCCUUCUGUCCCCUGGCACCCUUCGUGGCUUGGAGGAUGAAUGUGUCACAGACGUUAAGGCUCAGACACGGGCAGCCCUGCUUCAAGUGCUGCAGGAGGACGCGGGGCACUGGGCAGGUGCGGAGGACCGGUCCAGCAGCCUGGCACAGGAUGUGUGUGAGCUGCUGGAAGAGCACACAGAGCGAGCGCCCCACAUCAGCCAGGAGUUUGGGGAGCGAAUGGCUCACUGCUGCUUGGGGGGGCUGGCAGAAUUCCUGCAGAGCUUCCAGCAGCGCGUGGAACGAUUCCACGAGAACCCAGGAGUCCGGGAGCUGCUACCCGACACCUAUAUCAGCAGGACCAUCUCCCUGGUCAAUUGUGGGCCCCCCCUGAGGGCUCUGGCGGAGCGCCUGGCCCGGGUGGGACCCCCUGAGAGUGAGCCGGCCCGGGAAGCUGCAGCCAGCGCUCUGGACCGAGUGACCCGACUCUGCCACCGCAUCCUGACCGACCUGCUGUUCCAGGAGCUGCAGCCGCACUUCAGCAAGCUGAUGCGCAGGAAGUGGCUGAGCAGCUCGGAGGCCCUGGAUGGCAUCGUGGGCACGCUGGGCGCUAAGGCCCUGGCACUGCGCAGGAUGCAAGAUGAGCCUUACCAGGAGCUGGUGGCCGAGCUGCACCGGCGGGCGCUGGUCGAGUACGUGCGGCCCCUGUUCCGCGGGCGCCUGCGCUGCGGCUCCGCGCGGACCCGCAGCCGCGUGGCCGGCAGGCUCCGGGAGGACGCGGCGCAGCUGCAGAGGCUGUUCCGACGGCUGGAAUCCCAGGCCUCGUGGCUGGACGCCGUGGUGCCCCGUUUGGCCGAAGUUCUGCAUCUGGAAGACACGCCCAGCAUCCAGAUGGAGGUGGGGAUGCUGGUGCGGGACUACCCAGACAUCAGGCGGAAGCACGUGGCAGCCCUCCUGGACAUCCGUGGCCUGCACCACACAGUCGCCCGCCAUGAGAUCCUGGCGGUGGCCCGGGACUUGGAACUCUCUGAGGGGGGAACCUUGUCGCCCCCCCGGGACCGUGCCUUCUUUGCAGACAUCCCUGUGCCCCGGCCGCCUUUCUGCCUCAGCCUCCCUCUCUUCCUGGGCCAUCUCUCCCUCUCCCGGCUGGCCUGCCUGCCCUGGCCUCGGCCUCCAUCUCCGUCUCCAUCACGGCCCCGGGCCCAACACUGAGACUCUCCCGGCUCCACCUCAGUGCCCCCCGUCUCUGCUGCUGACAGACCAUCCUCCUGACUCCCUGUCUGGGGCCACAGACCCCUGGGCUGCAAAGAUCAUUAGAGGUCUCCUCACCUACCCCCAAACUCCCUGUACAGAAGAGAAA